UCGACACAGCAAACAUGGCAGCGCUCUUGAGAUCAGCCCGGUUCCUCAAUUUUUCGCCUUCGGGCUUGCUCCAAAUCGUGGGGACCAGAAGAACCGGACCGCCACUCAGUCGGCUGUACAGCGGAACUAUCGGUGUUGGCAGGACGGGAGUUUUGACCCGACAACAGUGUCCUAGUGUGGAAAACGCGUCCAGCCAUGUGUGGCCACGUGUAGCUGGAUGCGUCCGCAACUAUGUCGUCGCCACAGAGAAGAAGGACGAGUUUAGCGUCGCGGUGCGGUCCAAGCAGGCUCAGCAGUUCGACUGGGCCCUAGCCAAACUGGAUAGUUCAGUGAGAAGAACCGGUCGCAUCACCAAGACCCUGCUGCUGCGCAUCUUCCACGACAUCUGCAGGACAGGUUAUCCCAGUGGUAACCAGGCCCUGCUACUGCUGCGUAGCUGUGGCUCUCUGCUUCCGGAAAUGGGCCUGGAGGAGCGCACCGAGCUGGCUCAUCGCAUCUGGGAGAAGCUGCAGGAACUGGGUACGCAAUAUGACGUGAGUCACUACAACGCUUUGCUGAAGGUGUACCUGCAGAAUGAGUUCAAGUUCUCGCCCACCGACUUCCUGGCCAAGAUUGAGGCGGCCAACAUCCAGCCAAACAGAGUUACCUACCAGAGACUCAUUGCUGCCUACUGCCAAAAUGGAGACAUUGAAGGUGCCAGCACCAUUUUGGGUUUCAUGAAGAGCAAAGACCUCCCCAUCACUGAAGCCGUUUUUAAUGCGCUGGUAACAGGCCACGCUCGUGCAGGAGACAUCGAGAGCGCAAAAAACAUCCUGUCUGUCAUGCGGGGAGCUGGAAUCGAGCCGGGUCCCGACACGUUUGUGUCUCUGCUGAAUGGGUACGCCGAGAAGGGAGACAUGGACAGUCUGAAGAAGACGUUGGAGGAGGCGGAGAACGCCGACUGCAGUCUGAUGGACCGAGACAUCAUGGAGGUGAUCUUCACGCUGGCCAAGGCCGGGCAUCAGCAGCACAUCCCCGAAAUUGUGGAGCAUCUGAGGCACGAGAGAGGUUACAUUCCAGACGCGAUGAACUUGUGUCUGAGCCUCAUCACUCAGGGCCACAACGACACGGCUUUCCUCAUCCUGAGAACGUUUCCCAGCCUUCAGUCAGACGACAUGAACGCUGACUCGGCCAACCUGGGAAACUUCUUCCUGAGACACUGCAUUAACAUGGACACGCCACUAGAGAAGAUCAGUCACUACUGCAAAGAGCUGCAGGAUGCCAACAUGCACACAUCACCUCUCAGCUUCACUCUGUCGUGCGCCCUGGAGGCCAAGAAGACUGAUGAGUCUUUGGAGCUGAUGAAGAAGAUGAAAGAACAGAAUUUACCCAUCAGACCCCACUUCUUCUGGCCCCUGCUGACCCAGCAUACCAAGGACAACAAUGCAGCUGGUGUGGUGGAGGUGAUGAAGGGCAUGCAGGCACUUGACGUCACCCCAGACCUUGACACCGUAUCAAGCUACAUCCAUCCGGUCUUCCCUAGCGUUGAGGCAGCUCGACAGGUCUUCAAGGAUGCAGGCAUCUCACUGGAAUCGGAGGGUUUCUUAACUUCGGAGAUUCGCUUGAUGGCUUCACGCAACCUGGCUCAACUCUGUACUUUGUUGUCAGAGCCCUCCCACCCUUCACUGGACCUGGGGAUUUUCCGCGGCAGCCUCAUCCAGGGCUUCAGAAAGUCUGAUGACAUGGAGAGUAUGUUGAAGAUCACCGAGCUCUUGUAUAAGGAUGAACGCUUCAGCAAAACCGGCACUAAACCUGCAGACACGGUCUCCUACUUCCUGUACAAUCUGAUUGACAGCAUGUCAGAGAGCGAUGUGCAGGCGCAGGAAGACAAACUGCGGAAUUAUUUCAACCAGCUGAAGGCUCAGAACAUUAUCAUCUCUGCAAAUAUCUACAGAGGCAUACGAAACCUGCUAGAGUCUUGCCAUGUUCCAGAGCUCAUCAAGGAUGUGAUCGUGUUGGUGGACCCAAAUGAGCGAGUGUCGAACGGUCCUAUGUCAACAGCGCCCCGCCUGACAGGUCUCGAGGGGAAGGUCUCCUUUCUGGAGGCUAAGCUGGCUGAGCUAAAAGCGGAAAACAAACCUCUGGCUUCAAUGCUGAAGCAAAUCAUCCAGGUUCUCUCGGCUGAGGAGAACCUGCAGCGCGCUCUCGAACUGAAGCAGCAACACGAGGACGAGAUGAGCGUCGGGGCCUACGCCGUCCUCAUCAACCUGUGCUGCCGCCACAACAAUGUGGAGGAGGCGCUCAACCUGAAGAGGGAAAUGAGUCGCCAGGAUUCAUCGGUGGGACUGGAUGCCAGUAAAUAUAUUGCACUUGUCAAGGUGCUCGCUAAGAAUGGCCGGGUAGAAGAGGCUGUGGACAUCCUGAAAGAGAUGAAAGAGAAGGACGUGGCGCUGAAUGACAGCCACGUCACAAUGCUCUUCCACACACUUAACGCCGCAGUAUCCAAAGGCGCCCCUGUGGUUCGGCGCCUCCAGGACACCAUCUUCACUCUUGGGCUGGCCAAGCCCAGUGCCAAUCUCUGUGCGCCCCUGGUCAGCUCCUAUUUUGACAGUAAUGACCUCCCCGGAGCUCUGGACGCAGCACUGGAGUGUCAGAAGCGCUAUGGCCACCUGCCACGCAUCCAUGACAUCAUCGUCAGCCUGGUGGAGAAGGGAGACACGGAGCUCCUGCAGAAAGCCAUGGACGUGGUGAGCCAAGAGCGCGGAGAGAUGACGAUGCUGUACGACCUGUUCUUCGCGUUCUUGCAGACAGGGCGCUACCGUGAGGCUCGUAAGAUCAUCGAGACCCCUGGACUGAGGGCAAGGCCUGGGCGCCUGCAGUGGUAUGCAGAGAAAUGCAUUUCCAACCAGCAGAUGGAGGUCCUGGAACAGUUGGUGGAAAUGACCUCCAAGUUAUUUGAGUGUGACCGUGACGAGAUGUACUGUUAUCUCCUUCGUCUCUGCAAGGAGACCAACGACUGGCAGAGGGCUGAGGCCGUGUGGACAAAGAUCCAAGAAGAGAACAUCAUUCCCCGGGAGAGGACACUUCAUAUGCUAGCUGACGUCCUGAAGAGUAACGGCCAGGAGGUACCCUUUGAGGUGCCUGAGACUUGGUAUGAACAAGCUGCCAACACACAGCAGGUCAAACCAGAAACACCCCCCAGAGCUGUGGAAAGUGGCCCCCAGUAUCAAAUGCGACUUCUGGCCCUCUGCAAGAAGGGAAAAGCCAAUGAGGCCUAUAGGAUGCUGAAGGAAGCGGACAAAAAGGGUGUGGCCUUGGGCCCUGCCUCAUACGACCACGUGAUCCGCACCCUGCUGGCCGGAGGAGCUUUGGAGGACGCCACGGCGGUCAAGGACAUUGCCCAGUCUCGUGUGCCAGGCUUCCAGCUGAGCGACAUCGCCAACAGUUUACUCGUGGUCACACAGAGCAAGCGAGGCCAGACUAAAGAUGCAUUGGAGACUCUCAAGUCGAUGCUGCAGCAGGACCUCGUCCCAUCACAGCUCGCCAUCACCAGGCUAGUACAGGCCCUCGGCAGCCAAGGCGAUGUCGCUGCCAUUACGGAGGUGCAGUCAUGCAUGGAGAGUCUCGGCACGAGCCUUAACCUCUCCACCAUGUUGUUCAUAAACAACAAGGCCCUGGCUCACAUCAGGCAGGGUGAUUUGGAGUCAGCAGUUGAGAUGCUUGAAGAAGUUUACACCAGUCCAGACAGCAAAAGCCCCAGUAUGGCCUUUGUGUUCCGGAAAGUUUUGGAGGAAGACAACGACAAAGCUAUCGACAAGUUGAGCGCUAUGGCCGAGCGGCUGGCCAACCACUUUGCCUGUUGCAGACCGGCUUCAGAUCUAUUCCUCAACCUUCUGGACUUGGGCAAAGUAGAGGAUGCCAAGUUCAUGCUGGCUAGGGUCACCGCCUUGGCUGAGCAGAAGGAAGUGCUGAUGUCUUUCUUGGCUCGAGCGUCUCAGCGGCCAGGACAGGUGGACAAAAUCAAGACCUUGCAGAACCUGAUCCCUGACUUUGUUGAGAAGGAAGUGCUGUACCCAUACUUGAUGAAGUGUCAUGUCAUGGACAAAGACCUGGCGUCGGCUAAGGCUCUGUACGAGCGCAUGCAGCAGGAGGGGCUGGUCGUGGAUGAGCUGUCACUCAAGCGGCUGGCUGUGUUGUAUCGCAACGCGGGAGAGACGGCGCCAUUCCCCGAGCCCUCUGAGUCGUUCAAGUUCUACGCUGACAAACUGAAAGAGAGGACGGUCAAAGUGCAACCUGUAGAAGAAUAAAGACCUAACCCUGCCCCUUUCAUAGUCAUCCCUCCAUUUUUUAUACAUUAUGUAAAUGGUGUUCCACUAUCUUGUCCUCUGCUAUCAAGAUGACUGUGAUAACCGUGUACAGACGUAUUUAUCCUAAUAAAUGACAUUAGAAAUCCA
Phycodurus eques (leafy seadragon) is the source of this 4433-nucleotide messenger RNA. RefSeq names its product leucine-rich pentatricopeptide repeat containing (gene lrpprc). The record is from RefSeq and is a predicted model, not a curated record. The transcript is spliced from 38 exons. Gene Ontology annotation, molecular function: protein binding. The coding region runs from base 15 to 4286 and encodes 1423 amino acids. Lineage: Eukaryota; Metazoa; Chordata; Actinopteri; Syngnathiformes; Syngnathidae.